Penicillium antarcticum is the source of this 864-nucleotide messenger RNA. RefSeq names its product RlmE family RNA methyltransferase. The record is from RefSeq and is a predicted model, not a curated record. Gene Ontology annotation, cellular component: mitochondrion. The coding region runs from base 1 to 864 and encodes 287 amino acids. NCBI's taxonomy places the organism in Eukaryota, Fungi, Ascomycota, Eurotiomycetes, Eurotiales, Aspergillaceae. Gene Ontology annotation, molecular function: rRNA (uridine-2'-O-ribose)-methyltransferase activity. Gene Ontology annotation, biological process: RNA methylation. The transcript has 6 exons.
AUGUUCGCGUUAUUGCUUACCACCCGGCGAUAUGCUUGUCGCCCCCGUACAUUCUCCCAGGCAAGACAGGCCUCGUCCAAGCGGUGGCAAGCUCGACAGCAAAAGGAUCAGUUUACGAGAGAAGCUGCAGUGCAAGGGCUGAAAAGCAGAGCUGCGUUCAAAUUAUUGCAGAUUGACGAGAAAUAUCGAAUUUUCAAGGGCGGGCAGACAGUUGUUGACUUGGGCUAUGCCCCAGGAUCUUGGUCCCAGGUGGCCGCAAACCGCACUCAACCGCACGGCCGAGUCCUCGGUGUUGAUAUCAUCCCAGCCCAGCCACCAAAAGGAGUGUCUACAAUCCAGGGCAAUUUCCUCGCACCUGAGAUCCAGACUUACAUUCGAGACUUUCUCCGCAGCCCCGAGCGAGGCAGACCGCGCCAGCCCGGUCUUCAGGGCGAUUCCAGCACCAGUCUCUUGGAACCGACUAUAGAUUCCGAAAACCCCGCCGAAAAAACGUGUGGAAGUGAUAAAAUUCUUGAAAGAACGGUGGAUGUGGUUUUAAGUGAUAUGUCUGCUCCCUGGUACCAGACGUCCGGAUUCUGGAAACGAAGUCUAAGUGCUCCCUAUAACAGGAUGAUGAACACCAGCGGUCUCAACUUCAAGGAUCAUGCUGGCAGUAUGGAUCUCUGCCACGCGGCUUUACGCUUCAGUACAGACGUUUUGAAGACAGGCGGUCAUUUUGUCUGCAAAUUCUACCAAGGCGCCGAGGACAAAGAGUUAGAACAGCAAUUGAAAGAUCUAUUCAGAAAGGUCCAUCGGUUAAAACCCGAAUCAUCUCGCAGCGAAUCCAAAGAAGCAUUUUUUGUUGGUCUGGAGCGAAAAAAAUGA